Momordica charantia (bitter melon) is the source of this 2076-nucleotide messenger RNA. RefSeq names its product small ribosomal subunit biogenesis GTPase RsgA 1, mitochondrial. The record is from RefSeq and is a predicted model, not a curated record. Gene Ontology annotation, molecular function: GTPase activity; GTP binding. Lineage: Eukaryota; Viridiplantae; Streptophyta; Magnoliopsida; Cucurbitales; Cucurbitaceae.
UGGACAGAACGACAAUUAGCUCCGAUUUAGUACUGAAGUCUGAAGGUGACCGUCCCAUUUCCGGAAGAAGUAGCUGCGCCUGCAAUAGAGUGAUGAAGAAUGAAGAUAAAGAUGCCUUGAAUUUUGUUUCUCAAGUUGAUUCCCAGCCGCUUUAGAAGGGAAUUUCUUUAUAGUUUUUUCUGUUAAUCUCGAUUCCAGAAGUUGAUAUCUGAAUUUGCAGAUUCGUUCUUGAAUCAGCUUGGUCGCUCUCAUGGCGAUCGCUUCCAUUUCUAUGCUCCGCCACCACACCGCCGCCGCCACUGCGUCAAUCCCCGCCUUCGGCAAUGUACUCCGGCGAUUCUUUAACGUCCGAUGCUUUUCAGUUGUUGCCAAACAGCAUAACCCUAACAAUGUCUCCAAUAAGCCUCCGCCCAGCAAGAAUCUCCUCCGAGCAAAGCACACGUUCAAGGAUUAUUCAUCCCUUGCACCGGCUCUCUCUCCUCAAGACAAUCCUCCUCUCUCCGAAUCCCAAGCCAUCGGCACUGUCGCUGCUGCCCAAGCCAAUUUCAUGCGCGUAAUUGUUCAGUCGCUUCCCUCUCAACUUUCUGACAGUUCGAACCAGGAUUCGGAGCCUUCUGGAAGCUUAGAAGGCGAUUCUUCGGAAUCCUCUAGGCUUGGAGUCGAGCUGCUAUGCGUGGUGAAGGCGGUGCUCAAGAAGAUAAAGAGGAGAGUUCUAGUCGGAGACAAGGUGGUUGUUGGUUCCAUUGAUUGGGUGGACCGCCGGGGAAUGAUCGAGAAUGUCUUCCAAAGGAGCUCGGAGAUUCUUGAUCCUCCGGUGGCCAAUGUGGACCAUUUGCUUGUGCUCUUCUCCAUGGAUCAGCCGAAGUUAGAGUCGUUUACACUCACGAGGUUUCUGAUUGAGGCGGAAUCUACCGGAAUUCCACUGACGCUGGGUCUCAAUAAGUUAGAACUCGUCGAUGAAGAGACACUAGUUUCCUGGAAGUCAAGACUGCGAAGCUGGGGCUAUGAACCACUUUUCUGCAGUGUCCAAACCAAGACAGGACUCGAUUCCCUUGCAUAUAUUUUGAGAGAUCAAACUACAGUUAUCGUGGGUCCAAGUGGAGUUGGGAAAUCAAGUCUCAUCAAUGCUCUGAGAAACAAUGACCGUGGCGUCGAUGCUGUAGAGGGAGAUAAUUGGUUUGAUCCUCAGAUUCUAGGUAGCAAGUGGUUUGAGGAUCAGCGUGUUGCAGAAGUCUCAACAAGAAGUGGUAGAGGGAAGCAUACGACUCGUCAUGUUUCUCUCCUGCCGCUGUCGGGAGGGGGCUAUCUGGCAGAUACUCCUGGUUUUAACCAACCCAGUUUGAUGAAAAUAACCAAGCAGUCUCUUGCCCAAGCCUUCCCUGAGAUCCAGAAAAUGCUUCUUGCCAACGAACCUGCUAGAUGCUCUUUUAAUGAUUGUUUACAUCUUGGAGAACCGGGCUGUGUUAUUAAAGGAGAUUGGGAGAGAUACCAAUACUAUUUCCAACUUCUUGAUGAAAUCAGAAUCAGGGAAGAAUUUCAGUUGAGAACAUUUGGAACCAAAAGAGAGGGGGAUGUGAGAAUUAAGGUUGGAGAUAUGGGUGCUCAGCAAGCAGAGCCAAGGUUGGAGCUGAAGAAGCACAGGAGACAAUCUCGUAAGCGAGUGAACCAGUCAAUACUUAACGAGUUGGAUGAGUUGGAAGAUGAAGACGAAGACGAUUCAUUGGACAAGGAGGACCCCAUUUUAAAGGCAAUGAGGAAUGAACAGCAAUAGCGAACAAAGCCAUCUCCAGCAUAUAAUCCCAUUUGUAUAUACUUUCUUUUUACCCCUUUUUUACUCGCAUGUUGAACAGUUUUCACCAGUACAGAGCCUAAGCAAAUGAAAUCUUUCGAGUAAACUUUCUAAGAAAAUGAAAAGGGGUUCCUUGUGGAUUGAUCACAGAUAAACCAUAGCAAUUUGAGUCCCUUUUUGGUUUUGUAGGCUAGAUUUUUCACAUGAUUUGCAGCCGAAUUCAACCGAAACUUCAACUUUUUGGUCAAUGAUAUAUGUCUGAAUCAAUUAAUUAGGUUCAAGUUUGA